Molecule: messenger RNA, 2882 nt
Organism: Hippoglossus stenolepis (Pacific halibut)
Lineage: Eukaryota; Metazoa; Chordata; Actinopteri; Pleuronectiformes; Pleuronectidae
Gene: tnfsf11
Product: TNF superfamily member 11
Exons: 4
Coding region: 79-873 (264 amino acids)
Biological process (GO): immune response
Cellular component (GO): membrane
Molecular function (GO): tumor necrosis factor receptor binding
Source: RefSeq, a predicted model, not a curated record
AGCGUGUCCGUGGCUCCUCGCUUCCUCGCACACAGUCUGGGAUCUGGCCCCGGGGCUGAACGGCACACAGCGCGCAUCAUGGCAGCUACGCACGGCGAGUACAGAGGCUACCUGCGGAACACCGUGGACAUGGAGUCGGGGCAGCACCGCUUCCACCCGGUGCAGAGCUCGGAGCCCACCUACCGGCCGCUGCUGUUCGGGACCCUCGCCGUUAUGGGAUUGCUUCAGGUGGCGUCCAGCGUGGCGAUCUUAUUACACCUGACCGGGUACCUGCAAGAGGUGGAUUUGUCCACGGCUCCACAUCGUCCCAUCGAGGAGGUGCAGACGGAGCCGGUGCUGAACGCUCUGAGAGACACGAGGAAAAAAGGACGCUGCAAAACUCCCAAGGAGAGUCUGCCCUCCGCUCAUCUGCCAAUCAGAACGUACCAGGAGUACUCCAAGAAGGGCGAACAGGCCAUCACCAUCGACUGGGACGAGGAGCACGGAUACUGCCACAAAAUGAGCUACCAGAAGGGCAAGCUGCUGGUGAAGGAGCUGGGCUUCUACUACGUUUACGCCAAGACCUGCUUCCGCUACUACAAGCUCGAGGACAGCAGUCAGCCCGGGAGCCCGCCGGUGGACGUCAGGAACACCCAGCUCAUCCAGUACGUCUACCGCGAGAGCAUCAAACAGAACAGCAAGGCCAUAAUGCUGAUGAAGACGGGCAGCACCGUGCGCUUGAACAGCACGAGCUAUAACAUGUACUGCGCCCAGCAGGGCCGCGGCGUGCGGCUGGAGGAGGGAGACACCUUGUUUGUCAACGUGUCCAACGCGUGGAUGCUGGACCUGGAGGGAGAAGGGACGUAUUUUGGGGCCAUAAAGUUGGGUAACUGAAAUUUAAAAAAAAAGAAACGUGAGGAGCGGACAUGCUACUGAACAUUUGAUAUGCCAAAGAACCACUGUUAGUGAUUUACAAUGUACAAAGAGUGUGUUUUUUUUUUUUUAUUGUACAUGUGUUAUUGUUGUUGUUUUACAUUUGCUCUUCACCAAUUAGCCUUGGAUUCCUUCAUCAGAACAUCUAAUGGAAACGUAAUCACCUCUUAAAACUCGUCGUGCCACUUAGCCCCUCCGACCUUCCCAGAAACCAAACAAGACCUUCAGCCCAAAACACAGCACUGGACUUUUCUUUUCUUUUUUUUGAUUGUUUUUAGAGGUUUUUUUUUUUUUUUUUUACAGUUAUGCGGUUUGUAUUGAGACAUUUCAACACAUUUCAGUGCAGAUUACAACAUGUUUGUGCACUAAUUAAACAAACCACAGGGGAGCGACCAAGGAAGUGAAGUUUGUUGGCAGGAGAAGUGCAGUGAGAAAGGAUUUAUCAGUGUUUAUUGUUGGAUAAAGAACAUUUGUAGCUGAUGGAGCAUCUGCUUGUACUUAGCAGAUUAUCACAGGAUAAAAAUAACACGACUUCCAGGCCUGUCUCUGACCCACGGCAGCAAAGACACUGACGCUGAAAGGUUCUGUAAGUGUGAGCGAGGCGAUGAGGCGUAACUCGGCAGCAGCGUUUGAAAGGAGCAGUUAGACGGUGGUUUACCUUCCAAACACUUUGGCUACAUCCGCGUGACGACUGAUCCGUUUGCAAACACACCGGCUCGGCUCCGGAUUCACCUGACGUCCAGUUGGAGAGGCGCUCAAACGGGAGAAGUUUGGAAAACCGCUGCCGGUUCAGUUUUCAGUUUCCGCAGCUGAGUUUUAGUCUGAACGAGCAGAAACUGAGACGUGUGGAAACGAUGACGAGGGGUCUUUUCGGCCACGUAGCCUUCGCUGAUUCGCCAGGCUCCUGUCACGUGACCAUCACGUGUACAACACAACACGGAGAAUCAAUCACAAGUGUUACUGACCCGGUUGUCUUUGCUUACAGCUGUUAAAUAGUGUAUUGUACCAUGAUACAACAGUUUGGAGGCGACAGAGAUGUUGUUCGUGUAGUUCCUGUGUCCGCUGGCACACGCAUGUUCAGUGUAUGUGAGUGGUCACGUGAUGCGUUUCCAGGUGUUUCAGUGUGGACGCGGAUUAAAACUGAUUCGGAGCCAAAACGCUCGUGAAGAUGCUGUUUUCAGACGAAGACGUCGUCGUGUGGAUGUAGCCUUUGACUCUGACGUUGUUUUUUUUUAAAGCAACACAAUCAGUUUAACAAGAAGAAAGUUGUGUGUGUGUUUGUUUGUUUGUUUGUUUGUUUGUUUGUCUGUGUGUGAGUGAGUGUGUGUGCUCCAGAGAGUUUCCUGUCUCUAAUGAAAUCUAACGAGUGGUCUGUUCCUUUCAAGGCGAUUUACGCGACAAAGUCAUUUUGAACUAAGGAGGAAAUGACACGUGUGUGUUAUGUUUGUGACGAUCACCACGCGAUGCAGAUAGCUGGACUGUCUGACCACAGCUGACAUGAAUAGACUCUUCACUAGAGGAACCGAGUUGACUUUGGUUCAUCGUUAACUUAAAAUUCUGUUUUUCAUUUGGCUCUUCACGGAGGCAAAUGGGAAUAUGCACUAAAUAUUUAUUUAUUAGCUAUAGAAGUACAGCGACGGGUCAUUGUUACAGUGACGCCGCCGCUGCAAAAAAUCAUCUAUAUUUUAUGUCUGUACGACAUCCAUUACGCAGCACUUAGAGGAAAUAGUAGACACGCUUUUUCUUAUUAAAACACAGGGGCUUCAUUUUAAAUUCCAUAUUUAUGUAUCUUGAUUUUGACAAUUCUGUGUGCACUCGCCUAGCCAAAAGCAAUAUAUAAGGAUAUAUUGCUUCUUCUACAAGAUUGUAGCAAACCUGUAAGACCUUCAUCUGAUUUUUGUUUUCCAUUCAGUGUUCCUUUUUUAUUUAUGUUUGUGUACGUUCUAAUAAAAAAAAAACUACUUUUGUAA